Molecule: messenger RNA, 857 nt
Organism: Rosa chinensis
Lineage: Eukaryota; Viridiplantae; Streptophyta; Magnoliopsida; Rosales; Rosaceae
Product: probable RNA-binding protein EIF1AD
Exons: 4
Coding region: 167-583 (138 amino acids)
Biological process (GO): translational initiation
Cellular component (GO): nucleus
Molecular function (GO): RNA binding; translation initiation factor activity
Source: RefSeq, a predicted model, not a curated record
CAAAUCUGAGAGAAGCAAUGAAAGGAGGAAGGAAGAAUCUGAAGAGGGCUGUGGAGGAACAGAGCUUAACCCUCAGCGAUGGCCACUCUAUAAUGCAAGUGCUUUCUCUACGUGGUUCUAAUCUCAUAGAGGUUGAUUUUGAUUGUGCUUUACUUAUUUGAAGGUAAUGGAUGCUCAAGGAGAGAAAUCUUUGGCAUUGUUUCCGGCUAAGUUUUCGAAGAGCAUGUGGAUAAAACGAGGCAGUUUUGUUGUGGUUGAUGCAAGUGAAAAGGACAAGGUUCUUGAAUCAGGCGGCAAAGUGGCAUGUAUUGUUUCCCAAGUUCUGUUUUUCGAACAAGUUCGUGCACUUCGGAAAUCACCAGAUUGGCCAGAAAUCUUCAAAUCCACUGUUUCGGAUGAGCCAUGUGGAAGUUUGAAGGGACACACCUCUAAACAAGAAGAGAAUGAGAAUGACAAUGAGGAUGACUCUAGCGAUGAUGAUGGACUUCCUCCAUUAGAAGCCAACAUGAACAGGAUGAGACCAUCUGAAUGGCAAUCAGAGGCAGAAUCGGAUUCGGAUACAGAUUCAGGACCUGAUUCUUGAAUUACUGUAGUAGACAAACAAAUCUGUGGAAUGGAAUGGAAAGAACAGUUUCAAAUCUUGUGGCCCCAAUUUUUGUUGAAAUGACUGUAUUUACUCAAAAUCAUGUACUAAAGAUACUAACACAGCUGAUAGCACACGACAUUUAUAUAUCCAUGCAUCACCUUUUAUGUAUUGCCUAUGUAUACAGAUCUUCAAAAGUCAUGAUUUUCUGUAUUGGUCAUUUAGUACUAGUGAAUGCUUAAUAUCAGAAAGCGUUGAAUGCAGAAAAAGUAAA